Molecule: messenger RNA, 2753 nt
Organism: Schizosaccharomyces cryophilus OY26
Lineage: Eukaryota; Fungi; Ascomycota; Schizosaccharomycetes; Schizosaccharomycetales; Schizosaccharomycetaceae
Product: AGC/AKT protein kinase Sck1
Exons: 4
Coding region: 426-2525 (699 amino acids)
Biological process (GO): protein phosphorylation
Molecular function (GO): ATP binding; protein serine/threonine kinase activity
Source: RefSeq, a predicted model, not a curated record
AUGGCUUUCGCUGAAGCAUUAUAAAAUGUAUUCAUUGUAUAUCAUUUCUACGUUUCUAACAAAGUUUAAAUGCUCCAAUUAAAACCUCCUUUCUUCUGGCUUUGUUAUUCAGCGGUUGAAAAAUAAUUCUCUAAAGUGCGGAUUCUGUCCUCGUAAUCCAUUAAGAAGUCGAAAGUAGAGUUCAAAACAACUUGCUUUCAAACAUUUUGAAAGAAGAUAUCCACUCCAACUCACCUACUCGUGGCAAACAAGCAUUUCAAUUUUACUCCCUCUUACUCACUAAAUGGUAAACAGUGCCUGAAGGGGUUGACAGUGAAUUUGCCGACUGCACGCAUCUUUCAUCCAACAACUAACAAGAGCCAAUUUUUUCGUCAUAGGUGCUGUGGAGUUUUUGUGGACAAGUAGAUUCUCCAGGCUCUCUUAUAAUGACCGAAAUAUUCGAAAAAAUACAUCGAGGAUCCAAUUCUGAUAGCCAAAAUCAAUAUCCGUCCUCAUCUUCAGAUCCUUCUUUUAAAAUUUCUCUCUCUUCUACUCCUUCCGUUUCUGUGGAGACAGCGGAAGCAAAAGGGACGACUGAAUAUGAAAAUCAAAAUGUAUCAGCGGGCUAUGACCCCGUUCUUUUACCAGACCGGUUGAAGAAUGUUUACGAAGAAAUAACUACUCAAGUGAAACAAACAGAAAAAACAAAAGAUUCUGAGGAACAGCCUGACCAUUCUAGGAAAAAUACAACCGAAGCUACAGCGUCUACAUCUGCGGAUAUCAAAUCUGAACACCUCGAGCCUCAAAUCGACACAUUAAAAACUCCUCCAUCUAAACAUUGCCAACUUAAUCGCAUAGUUCAUGAGCAACAUGAACCAAUGACAUCCAACCAAAUUCUGGGUCGUUUAGUUGUACGUCUUCGUCAAGGUCGCAAUCUCUUAAUUUCCAAUAUGCAUGCUGAACCAUAUGCAGUUAUAAAUUAUGACAGAACCGAAGUCGUUACUCCUUCUCCAAAGAAAGUCAGUGAAAAUGGGAUGGGAAUUUCCAUCCCUUCUAAAUCACGCCCUGUGAACGAAACUUUUCCUGUAUCUCCUUCUCUUGUGCAGUCUGAAUUGAUGUUUGCUGAAGCUCGAGCCCCUCGAUGGGAUUUUGAAACUGUCUUUGACGUUAUCAAUCCGGAAUCCGCCAUUUCUGUCAGCGUGUACGACCGUAUGAAUGAUGAUAUGUUUUUAGGAAGUGUUAAAGUUGUGCCUGUUUUGUUAAACGAGUACUUGAAUGAGAACUGGUAUAAACUGGAGCCCUUCGACUUAUCUCAGCCUUUUGAAGGUGAAAUUAAUGUUCAAACUAUUUUUGAACAGUCAAAAAUAACACGAUAUGGACCAGAGGAUUUUAGUGUUCUCCGGCUCAUCGGGAGAGGAACAUUCGGUCAUGUUUAUCUUGUUCGGAAAAAGGACACGAACCGAAUAUAUGCUAUGAAAAAGAUUUCUAAAAAGUUAAUUGUCAAAAAAAAAGAAGUUACACAUACUAUUGGGGAAAGGAAUAUUCUGGUUCGGACUUCGCUUCACGAGUCGCCGUUUAUCGUUGGAUUAAAGUUUUCGUUUCAAACUGCUUCUGACCUGUACUUAAUAACUGACUACAUGAGCGGCGGUGAAUUGUUUUGGCAUUUACAACAUGAGGGACGGUUUCGCGAAGAUCGGGCCAAGUUUUAUAUAGCAGAACUCGUUUUGGCUUUGGAACAUCUUCAUAAGCAUGAUAUUAUUUAUCGAGACCUGAAGCCUGAAAAUAUUCUAUUAGACGCAAGCGGACAUAUUGCGUUGUGUGAUUUUGGAUUGUCGAAAGCAAAUCUUUCGUCCGAAGACACUACAAAUACUUUUUGUGGAACAACAGAAUACCUAGCACCCGAGAUUUUAUUGGACGAUAAGGGGUAUACUAAGCAGGUAGAUUUUUGGUCUCUUGGGGUUUUAGUUUUCGAAAUGUGUUGUGGUUGGAGUCCUUUUUAUGCACCUGAUGUGCAGCAAAUGUACAGAAAUAUUGCCUUUGGAAAGGUUCGAUUUCCCAAAGGCGUGCUAUCCCAUGAAGCUCGCAGCUUUGUGCGUGGAUUACUGAAUCGGAAUCCCAGACAUCGGAUAGGAGCAACUGCAGAUGCAGAGGAACUAAAAGCACAUCCUUUUUUUGACGACAUUAACUGGACUUUGCUGGAGAAGAAAAAGUUACCACCUCCGUUCAAGCCUCAUGUUCAGAGUGAUUUGGAUGUUUCCAAUUUUGAUCAAGAAUUUACGAACACCAAUGUUCGGAAUGUGAACCUGGAUAGUUCUCAUGAUUCAGUCAAUGGUUCUACACCCCUCUCAAAUACUAUUCAAGAUCGAUUCAAAGGAUUUACUUUUACCGAUAAAUCUUUAGAAGAACGUUUUGAAGAUGUCAACAUUGGGGAAUUCCAUGAAAAUGAUCGGCCAAAAGUGAAUGACUCCGUAUCUAAUGAAAAAAACCGUUUUGAUAAAGAUGAUCCGGUAGCAGAUUCUGUCUUUGGAGAAACAUUUGAGGGCUAAGCUUUCAAAACCAGUAUUCUCGGCAUUAUAAUAGCUACUGUGUACCAUGACCUCUAAUCUUGCAUUUUUGUUUACUUCUGAGUUUUUAUUUUUACCGCUCCUUAUUGCAUUUCUUUCAUUGUUAUUGAUUUAUUCUUUAUUAAUUUUUAUACGUUCUAUUUGUUAACGAAGUUUCAUUUUACUUCUCGACGACCUGUAUUAAUAACCAUAUAACUUUAAGCGAACAGA